AUGAUGAACAGGGAGAAGGUUGGACGUAGAUUAGAUCUCGUGAAUAGCUCUGCCGGGUCUAUCAUCAGUUUGGCGGCGUGGUGUGCAUUGCAGGCCUCUAGCGCCGAUGUCAUUUUUGCCGCUAUCGAUGAGCGAAUGCGUAACGCCUCCACGAGCAAAGAGACGCGCUGUGCACUGCUCAACGUCAUCCAUGAACUUCUCCUUACGUGUGCUGCCAACGGUGUUCCAGAGGCAGGGAAGCGGAGUGUGCUGAUGGCGGUUAGUAAGACCCUCCCUGGCAUGGUGCAGGCGGUGCGCGGACUUGCUGGGGCAGACGCCGAGGCGUUUGAGCAGAAUCUGUCAAAGGUGGUAUCAUGGUGGUCGAUGCUGAAUAUUUUCCCACGUGCAUGGAUCGCCCAGCUUGGUGUGAAAAAGGAGGCGGAGCAGCCUAGAGAUACGACAGGAGGGGCUUCAAUGCCCGUGCAGCUUUCCUACAUUGCGAACUUGAUGUCGAGGUACAACGAGAUGAAGGAAGAAUGUCUUCGAGUGUCACAUGCCUCACCGGAACGAGCGGCGUCUCUUCGUGAAGAGGCGAUACAACAACUUACAAAAAUUAGGGAAGUUGUUCAUUGCAAGCUAGACGGCGGGGUGUCUCUUGUUGCAUGGCUUGAUGCGGAGCGGAACGCGUUGGAGGGAAAUUUGCCGAGCAUGACAUCCUCCGUUGUGGGACAGAAGGAAGAAGAUGACGUUCUUGGCUCCUUUUUUUGA
Trypanosoma cruzi is the source of this 747-nucleotide messenger RNA. RefSeq lists its product as uncharacterized. The record is from RefSeq and is a predicted model, not a curated record. NCBI's taxonomy places the organism in Eukaryota, Euglenozoa, Kinetoplastea, Trypanosomatida, Trypanosomatidae. The coding region runs from base 1 to 747 and encodes 248 amino acids. The transcript has a single exon.